AUGCAUGGACAAAAAACUACAUUUUGCAUAGUUCUUAUAGUCAUAUGUAGUAAUAAAGUUUCAUACUUUAAAAAUAGUUCUGCACAAAUAGAUGCAAAACAUAAUCUUCACAGUGGUAUUUUUCAUCCUGUUUUACGACAAUGGCAGUCUCCAAAUGUGGAAAUAACAGUUAAUAAUCUUAUGUAUCCAAUUUUUAUCUCAGAUGAACAAGAUGCUAAAGAAGCAAUUGCUAGCAUGCCAGGUGUUUUUCGCUAUGGCAUUAAUCAUGUGCGAAAACUGCUACAACCACUGGUAUCAAAAGGAUUACAAUCAAUAUUAUUAUUUGGAGUAUCAAAACACUUGAAAAAGGAUCACAUUGGAAGCAAUGCAGACAGUGUACAAAAUCCUAUUAUUCAAACUGUACCAUUGAUAAGACAAUGGUUUCCAAACUUAUUAAUAGCAUGUGAUGUUUGUUUAUGCCCUUAUACCAUUCAUGGGCAUUGUGGAAUUUUAAAUGAAGAUGGAAGCAUAAAUAAUAAAGCUAGCAUUGAACGAAUUUCAGAAGUUGCUCUUGCAUAUGCAAAAGUUGGAGCUCAAAUUGUGGCCCCAUCUGAUAUGAUGGAUGGAAGAAUAGGAGCAAUAAAAAAGAAAUUAAUAGAAACUGGAUUGGUAAAUAAAGUUGCAGUUUUGUCUUAUGCUGUGAAAUUUGCAUCAGGAUUCUAUGGACCUUUUAGAGAUGCUUCACAGUCUGCACCUAAGUUUGGAGAUAGAAAAUGUUAUCAAUUACCUCCAGGAAGUAAUGGAUUAGCAGCUAGAGCAGCUGCUAGGGAUGUUUCUGAAGGAGCUGAUAUGCUGAUGGUAAAACCAGGUUUACCUUAUUUGGAUGUUGUUAGACAGACAAAAGAUGCACAUCCAGAAUAUCCAAUGUUUGUAUAUCAGGUGUCAGGAGAAUAUGCUAUGCUUUAUCAUGGUGCACAAAAUGGCGCAAUAAAUUUAAAGAAUGUUUUGAAUGAAGUUCUUUUAUCAAUGAGAAGAGCAGGAGCUGAUUGCAUUAUAACAUAUUUCACACCAUUAAUUUUAGAUAUGUUGCAACCAAAAAGUAAAUGCUAA
Habropoda laboriosa is the source of this 1089-nucleotide messenger RNA. RefSeq names its product delta-aminolevulinic acid dehydratase (gene Pbgs). NCBI's taxonomy places the organism in Eukaryota, Metazoa, Arthropoda, Insecta, Hymenoptera, Apidae. Gene Ontology annotation, molecular function: zinc ion binding; porphobilinogen synthase activity. Bases 1 to 1089 code for a protein of 362 amino acids. The record is from RefSeq and is a predicted model, not a curated record. Gene Ontology annotation, cellular component: cytosol. Gene Ontology annotation, biological process: heme biosynthetic process. The transcript is spliced from 7 exons.